GGGUGCAGACAGCUUCUGUGGUUUGCAGACACACAGAAAAGUUGGUCAAAGUCUGUGUGCUCUCCAGCUGCCAACUCACAUGCAGCAACUCCCUCUCACUGAGGAAGAUAUCUUUUUCAAGUUCAUUCUUACUCAUUCAAUCUCUUUUACACAUACUGUGCCCAUCAUUUCUAGCUGAAGGGAGACAGGACUACUGGAGAGUUCAUACACACCUUUACCUUCAGAUACUCUGCUGGCCAUCCAGACGAAGCUUGUCAAGGAUGUGGACUCUUCUCUUGGGGGUCACCUUAGGACAUCUGUCCUCGUGUGGGGCAGAGCAACUCAAAGUUAAUUCUCGCAGCUGCAGCUAUUCGGGAGUGUUUAUUGUCGAGGGUGAAGCUCGUCACGCUCUGACCUUUGAUCAGGCUCAAAAAUUGUGCCAUCAACUUCAGACUACAAUGGCAACCCUAGAACAAGUUCAACAAGCUUUUGACCAAAAAAUGGAAACCUGCAGAAAUGGCUGGAUCAGCAACAUGAGCUUCGCUAUUCUCAGACACAAUCACCAUGAAAACUGUGCUGUAAACAUGACUGGUUUAAUUAUCCAUUCUCGUGAUAACCUAAAUGAAACUUUUGAUUCUUACUGCUACGAUAAAACUGCUGGUCCUGAUAUAAACUGUGAUAAGGAGAUUAAAGGAAAUGAACAAGAACCUAAGCUGCAGGCAUCCACAACAGAGAGCCCUGAUUCUGCUGGGGUAACUACAAUAACUCCACCUGCAUCAGAGGAAGCCACAAUCCAGCCUACGGUGGAAGUUAGUUCACUUGGGAUGGACGACAAUCGCACUGUCCAAUUCCCAUUCAAUACUGGAGAUUUGGACCAGACAACUGGAUCUGGGAAGCAGCCACCCUUUUCUGAUGAAGAAACACUGCCGACCUUCACCUCUUUCAGAGGCACCGAUGUAACAAAGCUUCCUCCAGAUGAGAAGCGAGAGGAUGUAAAAAUGACGCCUGAAUAUGAGGUUGCUACAUCACUUUCUACACCACAUCCCCCACAUGGCAAAAAAAGGAUGAAGGAGCUAGUGCCGCAGCCAGGUCAACAGGAGGGGAAUGAUUCAUCAAACUGGCUUGUUAUCAUUGGGGUUUGCAUAGCCGUUGCUGCUAUCCUCUUUGUGUGUGUGGCUGUUGCCAAAAGAAAGAGCUGGUGUGGAAAGAAACAAACCCUGAUCAUCACUUCAAAAGAGAGCGAAGGGAACGGUGCAGCGGGAGCUGUAGCCUCCAGCUCCCAGGCUCAAGAGAGGGAGCAGGAAAUGGUGACUCUCAUGAACAAGGAGAAGAUCCAGGAGAAUGGCAAUACUGAGGAGUUCACCGUCAUCAAGCUCGAGGAGACGCCUGAUAAGGAGGCAUGAGAGGGGAGGCGGACGCAGUGGUUGGAUGGGUGAUGUUCUAAACUGCUUUUCAUGGUCAGCACUGAAUGGACAUGUGGUGGAUGUUAGCUCUUAGAUGUGUAUGUAAUGUAGAAAUAAAUAUGGCACUGUAUUGGACAGAGGCUGCUGGGUCAUUCCAACCAUCAUGUGCAGUAUAUCAUAUGUUUCAAUGUGCCAUAUUAGUGAAGGUUGGGGGUUAUGGAAUGCAUGGUGUGAGUGUGAUGUGUGCCAGUUUUUGUACAUGUUUUUUGUGUGGUAAUGGCAAACAGGUUGGGUGGGGGGGGGGCAUGGCGGCAAAGGGGUUAGUUCUGGACUGAAAAUUGUGCAGAUAGAAACUGAAUCUGGAUUGCUAAAUUUGAAAUGGUUGGAUUAAAAACAGGAUUUGAAAUGGAGUGUAUUUUUUAAAAUUGUAUUGUUUGAUUUGAAUCAUCGCAUUUAAGGAACAACCUGAAUGGUGUAAUUUUCAAUUGAAUGUAUUAGUUUGAAACUUCAGCCCAAUAUAAGGAAAACAAAAUUGUUCAACUUUAAGAAAAAAAGGUUACCAUUUCUCCAUCAACUUGUUUUUUUUAUCUAUUAAAUAUUUUUGAAAUUCUGUUCAUUUAAAUUUUUUAAUUAUAAACUGAUCACUUCUUGUCAAUGCCGUACAACAAAGCUGUGUACAGGUAGAAUAAGAGUAUUGGAUUGGCUCCGAUCCAAAGCACCUAUGAAACAGUACUUUGCGGGAAGGCCAUACAUCUUCUAAACUUCGUUCUCAACUUUUCCCUAUUAAUGUACAAAAAAUAAUAUGUAUAAUUGUCUGAAAAACACGUUUAAUUUACUGAAUAUUUCCUAUUUACGUGGGAGCAAAUGUGCUGUUUGGCAUUUCCAGUGGUGGGAGUAACGCCAUUAUAAAUAACGCCGUUACGUAACAGUGUUAUUUUUUCAGUAACGGUGUAAUCUAACUAAUUACUUUUUCCGCCGUUACAACGCCGUUACCAUUAUUGACGGUCAAAAGCGGUGCAUUACUUACUCUGAAUAAAUUGAAGAAACUACCAGCCGUGUCGAGUCGACUCUCUACUCUGUUGAUUUGUCAUCCAAGACUUGGGGUGCGUUCAGGUUCGAGAAUAGCGCACGUACUUCUGACUCCAAGCUGUUUGUCCCUGCUCAUUCAAUUAGACAAUGCUUUCCAAAGUUUGGUAACGUUUCUCUGUUGCUACACCUGAUGCUAGCUUCGUUCCCAUCUCCCACUUUCAGCCAGCAAUAAUUCUGCUUCCAUCUUGAGGACGGCAGACGCUUUGAAGGUGACGUGAAUUGUCGGGAAACGAGCCUACCUAAAUGCAGCCCCUCGAGAGAUGCGUUGGAAGUGAUUGUGAUUGGCUGAGGGGUUAGAGUCAUGUGUCGUAGUAAGCCAAUCAGAGCCGGUGAUUUCACAAGCAAACCGGAACAGUGCGUGCGGCAAACACACACACGCAGAACAAAUGCACAGGGUCGGGAUGGCAGAGCAUUCAGAAGAAAAAUUGUCCUUUAUGAGGUGGAGAUAUAGACACUAUUUCAAGUUUGUCGAAAUUAAAGGAAAGAACCUGCAUGUAAUGUGUAAUUUAUGUCCCGGGGCAAAGCUUUUGUCGACAUCUGUGGUAAGCAAUUCAAAUCUGCUGAAGCACCUAACAAGUUAACUUAACUACCUGUCUGUUCUUCUCUAUUCCACUGACUCGAAUAGUGCUCAGAAAAUUUCAAAUUCUUUGACAUACAACAAGUUCUUUUUAAAGUAACGGAAAUAGUUACUUUCCCUGGUAACUAGUUACUUUUACUAUAGAGUAAUUCAGUUACUAACUCAGUUACUUUUUGGAAGAAGUAGUGAGUAAUGCAACUAAUUACUUUUUUAAAGUAACAUGCCCAACACUGGGCAUUUCUUUAACUAAUACAUUCAUAUUCAAAUCACACCAUUCAGGUUUUCAAUGCAAUGACUGCAAUGAACCAAUGCUUUUGAAAAAUAUGUAAUUCGAAAUUAUCUUUAAUCCAAUUAUUUAAAAAUUUAGCAAUUCAGAUUGAGUUUCUGGUGACACAAAUUUUGUUAGGUUGCAAUAAUUUAAUCACUAUAGAUUUGUUGAUUGCUGUUUUUUAGACGCGAGUGUAAAGAUGCACAACAGCCAAAACGAGCUAUGACAAUGAAAUAUAAUUUUACAAAUUGAGUGUCAGAUAAAAUAUGAGCACAAAAAAACACACCUUUUUUGGAGUUAUUACUGAUUGUGAUUUGGUUUUCUGGGCAUUUGCUUGAGAUUAUAACAUUAUUAUUAUUAUUUUCCCCAUUUCUAUUUUCACGUUCAAGACAGUUCGGGGUAUCAUUAUUAUGAUGAAUACCAAUUUUUUUGGUCUGUAUACUGUAUAGCAUUUUUUUAAGCCUGAAAUGUUCUUGCCAAUACAGUGGUACCUCUACAUACAAAGUUAAUUUGUUCCAGGACCUUAAGCGUAAAUCGAAAUGAUCGUAUGUCAAGCAUGAUUUUCCCAUAAGAAUACAUUAUAAUUCCAUUAAUUCGUUCCACAGCCCGAAAAUCUACACUAAAUCCUUAAUAAAUACUGCUGGUGCAAUUGCAAAUAUCAAUUACACAGAGCAAAAAAAAUGAAUUAUGAAUAAAAAUCGGAAUAAUAAUAUAAAAAAAAAUAUAUAUAUAUAUAUAUAUAUACUAAUACCUACAGUAUAAUCACUUAACGAAUCGGGUUCUAAUGUGGCGGAUGUGUUUUGCGUGGUUUACUUGAACGCACCACGUGGCUGAUGUGACAGAGUGAGGGAGGACUUAUUACUUUCACUUUUCAUGCUCAGUUGCCGCGGACAGUAUCAAUGUUGUGUUGCACAAGUUCUGAAAUAAAUGAUUAAAAACCUAACGAGGCUGACGAUUUUUUUUGGUGAUGUUACAAUAAUAAUAAUUGUCACCUCGGCGAACGGAGGUCGGAGGAGGACCGCUGAGAUCGUAGACAUUCUAUGGCAGUAUUGUCGAGCCAGUUCACGGACGUGCACACCACGCUCAUAUUUUUGUAUCAUUCCCAUCUUAAUUUCAAUGGUAAGCCUCACCUUUUUCCUGUUUUUCACCACCUGCACUAACAUUCUUGGAACUCUAUGUUGAUUUCUCCCAUAAGAAAAUCGGGCGUGCUUCCGUCUUGUGGGAAAGCAAAGAAACUGCGGCGUUGUGAUAAAUCUUGGUAUUUCAAACAUGUCGUCGGAUGUAGAAACAAAUGGCAAGUGAAAUUUUACGUCAGAUGUCAAAAACAUCGUGUGUCGAAGUGAUCGGAUGUCGAGGUGCCACUGUAUUACUGCAGUUAUACUUGUACCAAUACCUUUGUAAUCCUGUUUAAUAAAACAAAGUUUUAAUGUU
Molecule: messenger RNA, 4747 nt
Organism: Corythoichthys intestinalis (scribbled pipefish)
Lineage: Eukaryota; Metazoa; Chordata; Actinopteri; Syngnathiformes; Syngnathidae
Gene: cd44b
Product: CD44 molecule (IN blood group) b
Exons: 8
Coding region: 261-1382 (373 amino acids)
Biological process (GO): inflammatory response; positive regulation of ERK1 and ERK2 cascade; cell adhesion
Cellular component (GO): macrophage migration inhibitory factor receptor complex; plasma membrane; basolateral plasma membrane
Molecular function (GO): hyaluronic acid binding; cytokine receptor activity
Source: RefSeq, a predicted model, not a curated record